Molecule: messenger RNA, 465 nt
Organism: Dacryopinax primogenitus
Lineage: Eukaryota; Fungi; Basidiomycota; Dacrymycetes; Dacrymycetales; Dacrymycetaceae
Exons: 2
Coding region: 1-465 (154 amino acids)
Source: RefSeq, a predicted model, not a curated record
AUGACUGCGGAAGGCAGUGUUACCGUAUAUGGUAAGUAUGGGGAUAUCUACGUAUCCCUUACUGGCCUAGUGGACAAUUUGUGGGACAAGGAUGAGCUGAGCACAGCCGAGUCCCCGCUGCAUCAGGAUGACCAGGAGAUGGACCAGGAUGGCCAGGAGGACAGGUAUGCCCUGGCCCCAGAAGAGGGUGGAGGCCAUAUGUACGGGGUUGACUGGGCGGACCUGGAUCGCCCGGCGCUCGUCCAGCAUCACCAUGCGCACCAUCCGCUCAACAUGGCCGAAGUGGUUAUAGAUAAGCCCGCAUGCCCUAUUGGGCCAAGAGAAGCUGCAUGGCUACGGGAGGUGCUCACAAAUCUGCCGGAUUCCGACGGGCAGGACGAGAUGGCGCUGGUCUGGCAGAAGAUGUUGGAGACUUAUGAGGUUGCCUCGGCCCAACCUGUGGGACAUGACAUUGGAGUCGUUUAA